This is a messenger RNA of Rhinichthys klamathensis goyatoka, 1450 nucleotides long. RefSeq names its product potassium voltage-gated channel subfamily C member 1. Gene Ontology annotation, molecular function: protein binding; delayed rectifier potassium channel activity. Gene Ontology annotation, cellular component: neuronal cell body membrane; dendrite membrane; axon. Gene Ontology annotation, biological process: protein homooligomerization; potassium ion transmembrane transport. The coding region runs from base 188 to 1450 and encodes 420 amino acids. The record is from RefSeq and is a predicted model, not a curated record. The transcript is spliced from 3 exons. NCBI's taxonomy places the organism in Eukaryota, Metazoa, Chordata, Actinopteri, Cypriniformes, Leuciscidae.
GUUGCAAAGAUUGUGUCAUUGUUUCACAGCUCCAAGUUUCAAGCUCACCAACACAGUCAAAAGAUUAUAAUAGUGAAAUUCUGUGUUCUUCCGAAUAUCUUUGAGUGAAAGGAUAUCAAAGUCGGUCCCGGGACAAGAAAACCAGCUACCAGACAUCUGCAGAACACUGAGCUCUUUGUCCACUAUAAUGAGUUCUGUGGGGGUUUCCUCACUGGGAGCCUCUGAGGGCAGUAGUGAUAAAAUAGUGAUAAAUGUCGGAGGGGUAAAACAUGAGACCCACAAGAGCACCCUAAUGACCCUUCCGGCGUCCCGUCUUGCCCAGCUGGUGGACACUGAGAAGCCUCCUUCAGAGCUGUUUUUCGAUCGCCACCCUGAAGUCUUCAGUCACGUGCUGCAGUAUUAUAGAAGCGGGAAGCUGCACUACCCCACCAACUUGUGCAGUGUGAUGCUGGAAGAGGAGUUUGAUUUCUGGGGAAUCAGCGGCACAGACGUGGAGCCCUGCUGUUGGGCGGCUUUUCGACAGCACAGAGAUGCCGUUGAAGCUUUGGCUCAGAUUGACCCUUCAGUGAUGGAGAAUGACCAAUCCGGCCACACUAGAGCAUGGCAGCCGAAGAUAUGGGCUCUCUUUGACAACCCGCUUUCAUCCGCUGGCGCCACGGUCACUGCGGUCGUAUCUCUGUUCUUCAUCCUGCUCUCCAUCACUGCAUUCUCUCUGCAGACAUAUCGGGCUAUAAAUCCUCACCAAAUGUAUGUGGUAUCGGCAGACAACUCGAGCGAGAAUCACAUCGAGAACCUCUCUGCACUGCCCAGAGUUCUGGAUGCUGUGGAAUUAGUCUGUUCGCUGUGGUUCGUGUUUGAGUUUGUGACGCGUGCUGUCAGCUGCCCGAGCAAACUGAGCUUCAUCAUGAACGUUAUGAACAUCGUCGACGUGCUGGCCCUGUUCCCCUGGUUCUUCCGCUGGUGUUCAGGGUGGUUCUGCAUUCAGGCAUUGGGCUUUCUGCAUGUAAUGCGAUGCAUUCGCGUCCUUCGCGUCUUCAAGCUGAUGCAGCACGUGUUCAGUGUGAGAGUUCUCGAACACACACUCCGCGCCAGUGCGACGGCUCUCUGCACGGUUCCUCUCAUACUCUUCAGCUGCACGCUCAUCUUCGGUACGAUGGCUUAUUACGCAGAAUUCGAACAAAUUCAUAUGAAUUUUGUUGACAUUCCCAUCAGUUGUUGGUGGGCAGUGAUCACACUGACCACAGUGGGUUAUGGAGACAUGUAUCCCGUAACAGUUCAAGGCAAGUGUGUAGCCAUUCUCUGUGCAAUGGUCGGGGUUCUGCUCAUCAUCCUGCCUGUGCCCAUAAUCAUCAACAACUUCAUCAAGUUCAACUCCCUGCUCAAGACAAAGUAUUCAAUGCCUAAAAGGAAGGAGAAGAGAGUCCAUGCGACCCCCACAUCUACCGCUUAG